CUUCGACCUCUUAAAAAAAAAGAACACUGACAAAACAAUUCAAAAGAGAAUGACGAGAAGUCGUCGCUUAAAUAGGAAAGCAUCCGUAAAGUCCGACGAAACUACGCGUACGGGCGCCUACGUCGACUUUAAUGCAAGAAAAACAAUUUUAAACAAGUUAAAAGAGAAGAACAAAAACAGCUGUAUAUAUAUGUGUGUGUUGAGUUCCCCAGCAAGAGCAAGGCGGCCCAGAGAUCUGAGAGAAGCGUCAUUAUGCAGCUAAUUCUCCGUGGUCUUGUGGUGGCUCUGGUACUGAUAUUGGCCCUUGGAGUUGAGUCGGCAUAUUCCUGCCGGAGCCUUCUCGAACCUCUCCUCAACACCGCCGCCACUACUCCUGCAGCACGGAAGUUUUUGACGCCGGCGCCGCCGCCACCGGAAGGAACCCCGACGAUUAGCCUUUGCCGCAGCUUCUCACCGCCGGGAAGGCAUGGAUGAUGAUGAUGAUAGUGCGCCGACGGGGAAUGGCCGCGGGAUAUUUCUUUUUUGUUCAACGUACAUGUGAACUCCGUUAGUAUUGUUUUUGGAUAUUGUGUCUUUUGUUGACCUGCUGCAUGUACGUCUCAUCCCACUACUUCUCUUUCCUUAUCACGCGGGUUUUUCAUCCCUACUUCGAUUAAUUAAUUCCAAGCGCACAA
Messenger RNA from Linum trigynum, 674 nucleotides. Lineage: Eukaryota; Viridiplantae; Streptophyta; Magnoliopsida; Malpighiales; Linaceae. The record is from the annotation of a GenBank genome assembly.